UGGGGUAUAUCCGGCCUAAUCGGCCCAGCAUUCCUCACUCAUUUGAGGGCAAUAUACGCUCUGGACGGCACUUUGCUUAUGACUGGAGGUCUCCUGCUGCACGCUAUUCCUCUGAGCAUGCUGCUCAAAAAUCCUCGUCCCGUCAACACUGAAGCGCUGAAAAGUCUGGCCCCUAGAUGUCCCCGGUGGGUGCGGACAAGGUCCGUCGACGCGCGACGCGGACUAGAAGUUCGUCAACAUCAACCACCUUCAACAAUCAGCCUCAGUCGCAUGAACGAUCCUGUGACAUGGAGGGCGGGAAAGAACUCUAACGAAUCAGGCCCAAGGGCUUUCGUAGAACCAGUGCUCGCUGAAGAAGUCCUUCCGUCGAGAAAACCUUCACUUCAGCCACAACGCUCACAGGGUGUUUCCGAGAGCUCCACAUGCGCAUCGUUCCGCGGCCUUCGUCGAUUCGCCGCGACCGUAUUCCGCACGCCCGCCUUCUAUGUGUUCCUCGUUGCAACGGUGGCGGGCGACUACUCCGGUGUAUCCUUCAGCACUACCAUUGUCGAUUACGCCGUUGACAAAGGGAUCGACGUGGGAGUUGCAACGCACCUAAUCGAAUUGGGCGCGCUGGGUCAUCUAGCGGGUCGCAUCUUCAUCAUGCCGCUGUCGGACUGGGCUCCGAUCAGUCGACUGCCGCUGUUCGCUAGCUCCUAUGCCCUCGAGGCCAUGUGCGCCUUGAUCAUGCCGCACAUUGGGUCGUCGUUCAGCGAGGUUGCUGCAGUGCGUGUUGCAGAGACCACCGUCAGCGGUUUUUCAUCGGCCAUAAGGGGUAUCCUCUUGGCUCAGUACAUGGGCAUUGACCGGCUGGCUUCAUGCAUGGGACUGUAUGGACUCGUCAUGAUACCGGUCUCCCUCAGCAGUGCUUCAAUUAUCGGGUUCUUCCGUGAUACAAUGGGCUCGUACGAUGGAUUCUACAGGAUGCUCGCUGCUCUGAACACUGUAGUCGCUGUUGUGUUCGGCGUGUUCCUGGUGUUUGACUGGACUAGUGCAAAACGAAGAGGAUCACAGUCGUCAGAGAACUCCUUCACCCAGGUCACAAUCGGCAGCGGAGCGCACUCAGAGCAGAGGUGCUAAAUGUAAAGGUCACACGUUUCGGCCCUUCUGCCUUUCACGCUGACCGUAACGAAAGUGCCUGGUGCCCGUGCGUCGGUGGCACGCGCACCGGCUUCAAUACUGCCAUUGAAAUAGGAGCUGAAAACGCACUUGCCUCAACGACAGCGCUCAACAUCAUGUUGCUGCUUCAAGAUGAACUACGGUUGAGAGAAAAAGACGCACCAUCGACAUAUCCCACUUGCUCUUGCAACCAAGAUAACUUCAGUUGCUCUGCGGAACGCUACGGUGUUUGUUCUUCUCCGUACACAAAUAAUAAUUGUGUGGUAUCUGCGUGCCGCUGAUCGUUAGUGUGCAAAGUGGCGGCUGUUGAUGGGGUAAAUGUGAAUGGACGAGUUGAUGCUUGGUUUUCGUGAUUAAUAUUCCUUUGGCGUGUACGUUUAGGCGCCUGUACGCCUCGCCUAAUUUACGGCGCUAGCAGAAGAGAAUUUGAUGUUGUCUGCGGCUGUUCAAUUAUUGCACCGUCUUGCUACAUAUGAGAGAGAAAAAAAAUUGUAUGUAUUACGAGAUUCUCCAAUUG
This is a messenger RNA of Dermacentor andersoni, 1675 nucleotides long. RefSeq lists its product as uncharacterized. The record is from RefSeq and is a predicted model, not a curated record. NCBI's taxonomy places the organism in Eukaryota, Metazoa, Arthropoda, Arachnida, Ixodida, Ixodidae.